CCAGUUAUCCACGCAUCAUGUGCACGACGCGCCAGCGACGCGCCGCCGCCUCCUCUCCCCGAGGGGCACGUGCAGUCGAAGGGACAAUCUGUUCUGAGGCCCGCUCGCUUCUUGUCGUGCUAUGGAUUUCACGCGGAUUUUGCACUUGGCUGUUAUCUUUUGCCUGACCUGCGUGCUGAUCAAAGUUAUCCAGCUGCAUCGCCGGAGACAGGAGCUGCUGAAAGCUCUGAGCAGGUUCCCGGGCCCUCCCGCACACUGGCUGUAUGGCAGUAUAGCUCAGCUUUCACCCAUUUCUACAGUUCUCAAGAAGGCAGAGAGCUGGAGCUGCCUGUAUCCAUUUGCCUUUCCUGUAUGGUAUGGGAACUUCUCUGCAUGUUUAACCAUCACGCACCCUAAUUAUGCAAAAUCGUUAUUUGCUAGAGCAGAACCGAAGGAUAGUUUUGCCUAUCGUAAUGUGAUUCCAUGGAUCGGGAAAGGCUUGCUGGUCCUACAUGGGCCAAAGUGGUCACAACAUCGAAAGCUUCUGACUCCAGGUUUCCAUUACACCAUUUUGAAACCCUAUGUGGCAUUGAUAGCAGAGUCUACAAAAGUAAUGUUGGACAAAUGGGAACAGCUGAUCAUCCAGGAUGAAUCGGUGGAACUCUUUGAACAUGUCAGCUUGAUGACGCUUGAUAGCAUCAUGAAAUGUGCCUUCAGUCAUAACAGCAAUUGCCAAAUGGACAGGGACAAUUCCUAUCUCCAAGCUGUCGUUGAACUUUGCUCCUUGGUACAUGCUAGACAGCAUUCCAUCCUGGGCCAGAGUGAUCUGAUUUAUUGGCUCAGCCCCCAAGGAUAUCAGUUUCGGAAGGCUUGCCAAGUUGCCCACCUUCAUACAGAUAAGAUAAUCAAGGAGAGAAAAGAAUCUCUAAGGGAUGAGGAGGAACUCCAGAAGAUUCAGAAGAAGAGACACCUUGAUUUUCUUGACAUCCUUAUGUGUGCCAAAGAUGAGAAUGGUGUUGGCCUAUCUGAUGAAGACCUGCGUGCGGAGGUGGACACGUUCAUGUUUGAAGGCCAUGAUACCACGGCUAGUGGGAUCUCCUGGCUGCUGUAUUGCCUUGCAGAGAACCCAGAGCAUCAGCAGAAAUGUAGGGAGGAAAUCAAGGACAUUCUGGGGGACCAUGACACCAUUCAGUGGGAUGAUCUUAGCAAGAUGACCUACUGCACCUUAUGCAUUAAAGAGAGCCUCCGCCUUUACCCUCCAGUACCAGGAGUGUCCCGAGAGCUCAGCAAACCUAUUACUUUUUUUGAUGGACGGACUUUACCCGAAGGCUCUUGGGUUGCAGUAAGCAUUUAUUUGAUCCACAGGAACCCCAUCAUAUGGAAGAAUCCAGAGGUUUUUGAUCCUCAGAGGUUUUCUCCUGAGAACAUAUCUGGCCAAAAUUCUCAUGCCUUCCUGCCUUUUGCUGCUGGGCCACGGAACUGCAUUGGACAGCAAUUUGCCAUGAAUGAGAUGAAAGUGGCUCUUGCCAUGACUUUGCUUCGAUUUGAACUUUCACUUCAUCCUACUAAGCCUCCUCCCAUUCCCGUCCCUCUAAUUGUCUUGCGUUCCAACAACGGGAUACACCUUCGCAUGAAGAAAGUGGCAUAAAUCUGAAACUGCAGGGUCUCUCCGAACCAUAAGGUUACAAGAACAUACAACUUCAGAGUGACGAGCUUAUGCAAAGGCUGGGCCUCCUUCACAUGCUCUUGAACCCCGGACCAUCAGAUUAAGAAUCCAGUGCUUACCUGUCAGACAUUAUAAUGCAGAAUCGGGUAAAUCCUACAGAAGCCCAAAGCGCUCCAGGUUUACUAGAGAGCAAGUUUUAUGAUUGUCAAGAAUAGCCUUAAAAAGUUAGUGCUGUUUCUGUUAAAGUCUUAAAAUUAAUCUCUCCCCACUCUUAUCUGUACCCUGCUCAGAGAUUUUUUUUAUCACACAGCUUGUAAAUGUUAUAAAUAAAUAAGAAGGAGCAUUUCAACAAUCAGAAAAUGAGACCUCUACACUCAGUCUCUGCCUUUAUUCACAUUAGAGUCACCUGUGUUUUUCAUACAUCCCAUUCCAAAACUUCCGUUCAUGGUUCCCAAUACAAGAUUUGAACAAGAUGCCCCUCAAAUGAUGGAAACAUGUACAUUAUAUGGAAAUGUGGUUCUGGCUAUGCUCUAUGGCUGAAUGUUAAUGUUUAGCACCAAACUUUCUUUUCAUCAAGGUGGUUUUCAUCAGCUGAUAAAUUUUAUUUAUUUAUUACUUAGAAAUGUAUUUGCAUACCACAAUUUUGUUAAAACCAUCAAAGUGGUUUACAAGAAGUUAAAACAAACAACCAUAGGAUAAAAACAUUAAAACUACAAUAACAAAGGUUAACUGUUGCAAAAAGGCAUCUUAACUGCCUGCCUAAGCCUAGAGCAACAGAAACGUUUCAGUAGGCACUUAAAAGUUAGAACAGAAGGCACGUGCUGAAUCUCUGUUGGCAGAGCAUUCCAGAGAACUGGGCCGAUGACACUGAAGGCUCGAUUUCGAGUCGAUCUUAAAUGAACCUCAACAACUUGGGGGAUGAUCACAGCUGCUCCUGCAGAUGAUCUCAGGCACAUAGCAAGGCUGUGGGGUAGCACGUCUUCCUUUCUUCUAGGGCAGCCGGUCUUUUUUACUGUUCCAAGGCAGAAAGGAGUUUAUUUCCUGCUCCCCUGGCAAUCUUUCCCUUGACUCCCACUUUCUUCCUGGAUCUCUUGUAACCUUCAGCCUGGAUAAGAAGAAGAAGAAUUAGAUUACUGCAAUGCACUCUACGUGGGGCUGCCUUUGAAGACAGUUCGGAAAUUGCAGCUUGUGCAAAAUGCAACGACCAGAUUGGUAACAGGUACCAGACAGUUCGAACAUAUAAAACUGAUUCUGGCCCACUUGCAUUGGCUGCCUGUAUGUUUCCGAGCUCGAUUCAAGGUGCUGGUUUUGACCUAUAAAGCCUUACACGGCUUGGGACCACAAUACCUGAUUGAAUGCCUCUCCUGAUACGAACCCACCCGUACACUAUGUUCAAGAUCAAAGGCCCUCCUCCGGGUGCCUACUCCAAGGGAAGCUCGGAGAAUGGCAACAAGGGAGAGGGCCUUCUCAGUGGUGGCCCCCAAAUUAUUAUGGAAUGAUGUUCCUGACGAGGUGCGCCUGGUGCCAACACUGUUAUCUUUUCAGCGCCAGGUCAAGUCUUUCCUCUUCUCCCAGGCAUUUUAGCAUGUGUUUUUAAAUUGUUUUUAUAUUGUUUUGAAUUUUAAAAUUGUGUUUUAAAUUGUUUUUAAAAUAUGUUUUUAAAUUGUGUAUUUGUCUUAAUGUUUUUGAUUGCUGUAAACUGCCCAGAGAGCUUCGGCUAUGGGGUGGUAUACAAGUGCAAUAAAUAAAUAAUAAAUUUUAUUUCAGUCAACCAA
This is a messenger RNA of Rhineura floridana, 3420 nucleotides long. Its product is annotated as cytochrome P450 4B1-like. The transcript has 13 exons. Bases 122 to 1627 code for a protein of 501 amino acids. The record is from RefSeq and is a predicted model, not a curated record. Gene Ontology annotation, molecular function: oxidoreductase activity, acting on paired donors, with incorporation or reduction of molecular oxygen; iron ion binding; heme binding. Lineage: Eukaryota; Metazoa; Chordata; Lepidosauria; Squamata; Rhineuridae.